UUUGACCUUGCACUUCAGUGGUAGGUAUAUUACUUUUGAUCCUCCUACAUCCGGGUGUUUCCCCAGUCUCGAGUCCCUCAAACUUACAGUUCAAGAUCCUGUUGAGCACGAAAUGGAAAAGCUUUUUUCUUCCUGCCCUAAGCUUGUUUAUCUGAGCGUACGAAUCGUUUCAGUAAUUGCUGCCUUUAAUUUCAAGGUCUCUGCGCCUGAGCUGAAGCAAUUGAAGAUAAUAUCAUAUUGUCCUGGGCCUCAGUUUUAUGUUGAUGCCCCAAAGCUUGAAAAUCUUGAUCUUUUCUGUUCGUUCCCUCAGCCAAAUUUUUUUUUGGAAAAUGCAAAAUAUCUGGUCACAGCUGCUGUUGUUCUCAAAAAGAAUUACAAGCUCUUCCUUAUACGACAUGCCUUUCCCAACAGUCUCAAUAUGCUUCUGGCUCAAAUUUCUGAGGUCAAAUAUCUGUCUCUUUCGGCUCCUAUUCCAGUGGAUUGCUGCUUCCCUGCUUUUGGUAAUUUGACCAAAUUGGAGUUGGUUCUUGACCAUUACGAUUACUGGAAAUUGCUAACAGUUGUGCUCCAAAAAGUCCCUAAUCUGGAAUAUCUUUCUUUAGAAGAAAAAGGUAUAGGUGAUCAUGAAUGGUCAUUCAAUCUACCUGAGGUUGUGCCUUCAUGUUUGUCAUCACAUCUGAAGAGUAUCUAUAUGAGGAAAUUCAAGGGGCGGCGGUCUGAGAUGAAAAUGGCCGAGUAUUUGUUAAAAAAUGGUUAUCUUUUGAAUCGGUUCACAAUAUGCUAUACUGGUGUUUUGGAUAAGAAAGAGGAGUUACGCAAGGAACUUUUUAUGUUUCGGAGGGCAAUAACUUGUUCUAUUCUAUUUCUUAUGAGUGAAGAUUUUCUCCAAGGGCAGAAGGCCUAUGUUGAUGGCUUUAAAACUACUCUUUUUGACUGAGAGAGGAGGACUAGUGAAGUAACCUUUCUGCAGGACCAAGUAAUUCCAAGUCAGAUUAUAGGUGCAUGUGGAACUUUCUGUGGUCUUAGACUCAGAUACUCAAUUUGAUUUGAUACAAGACAUAAUGUGUACAUAGUAUCUUCAUCAUGUUUAUAUCUAAUCUUCUUGAGAUAUAUGUAAUUGGUGUUUUGCGGCCUUGGCCAAUUGCUCACAGCUAUUUCUAUA
Molecule: messenger RNA, 1162 nt
Organism: Rosa chinensis
Lineage: Eukaryota; Viridiplantae; Streptophyta; Magnoliopsida; Rosales; Rosaceae
Product: putative F-box/FBD/LRR-repeat protein At5g56810
Exons: 3
Coding region: 113-937 (274 amino acids)
Source: RefSeq, a predicted model, not a curated record